GUCUCCCCGAUUCGCAAUUUGUUUAUAGCAGCCGGAGUAUCGGCGCUUCUCUUAACACGCUGCGACACGUAUCGAUUUCUACGAAGAGCUAUCUUUUCACGGGGGUUCUUCCUAGAAAAAAUUGUAUCAUUAUCUUUUCUUUGAAACAUGUUAUCAAUGCUUCUUUAAGCGGGAACAAGUCGUGACACAUUUGGUUGCAACGAUGGUUGAAAUUCCUAGCAAAAAGGGUAGAAAGGGAAGGGGGUGGGGGAGGAGGUUAACGCUCCGCUGUGUCAAAAAUUUACGCGGAUGCGAUCAGUUCUCCAUCAUUCAUUUGUAUGUACAAACGCAAUAUACUCCGCUCCUCCAUCAUUCGUUUGUACGAACAACACGCAAUGUAUUCCGCCAAAGGAAGCAGCGCACCGUACGAUGGCGAAAAACAGACGAAGGAACGUAACGCCAUUUCGGUGGAGCGUCGUGCUGUGUGCCUACUGAGCAGACGUUACACUCUGACAGCCACGGGCUACAAAUUUCUGGAAAUUGGAAUCAACAUUGGUCCACCGAGGAGAUCGCUACGUGGAGAUCGCUCUGGGAGAUUAUCGGGGACAGGAACUUAUACUAUCUCUCGAAACGUGGACAGGACUCUACGAGCAGCGAUGGAAUAUCUACAAAUUGCUGCGAAACGAUUACAAAGAUAAUUUUAUAAACGUCGGACCGUUAACCGUCAGAGUUUACCAGAUGAACAACGUUACA
Messenger RNA from Pogonomyrmex barbatus (red harvester ant), 732 nucleotides. RefSeq lists its product as uncharacterized. The record is from RefSeq and is a predicted model, not a curated record. NCBI's taxonomy places the organism in Eukaryota, Metazoa, Arthropoda, Insecta, Hymenoptera, Formicidae.